AGAGCAUAUAUAAACCCAACAGCCAAUUUCUUUCUUGUUUUCGUCGCUCCUGCGUUGCCCUCUGCUCAGUUGCCGAGCACUAUCAAAUUUCCUGCUACGCAUCCUCAGAGAUUGGACGAUCUCGCGAGUCAUGAAUGCUAGAAGAGACCACCGUAACAAUAGAGUUUCCCUUUUCGAUGGUAUCGAGGAGGGUGGCAUCAGAGCACAAUCUGUUUUCUCCUCUUCUCAUGAAAUUGAUGAACAUGACAAUGAGCAGGCAUUGGAUGGACUGCAAGAUAGAGUCAGUCUACUGAAAAGAUUAUCAGGUGAUAUCAACGAGGAAGUGGAUAGCCAUAACCGCAUGCUGGAUCGAAUGGGGAAUGAUAUGGAUUCAUCAAGAGGAGUCCUUUCGGGCACUAUGGACAAGUUUAAAAUGGUAUUUGAGACCAAAUCCAGCCGGAGAAUGUUUACGCUUGUAGCAUCCUUUGUUGUGCUUUUUCUUGUAAUAUACUAUCUCACUAAGUAAUUUGAUCUUUCAUUCAAUAGUCAUCUUUACUCUAGAGGAAGCUAUUUCCUCUAUUACUGUAAUUAAUGCUGCUGCCCUGUAAGAUAAUGUUAUGUAUAAAGGUUUGAUGUUUCAAACAGGUGCUCA
This is a messenger RNA of Vigna unguiculata (cowpea), 631 nucleotides long. Its product is annotated as bet1-like SNARE 1-1. NCBI's taxonomy places the organism in Eukaryota, Viridiplantae, Streptophyta, Magnoliopsida, Fabales, Fabaceae. The record is from RefSeq and is a predicted model, not a curated record.